Molecule: messenger RNA, 7355 nt
Organism: Xyrauchen texanus (razorback sucker)
Lineage: Eukaryota; Metazoa; Chordata; Actinopteri; Cypriniformes; Catostomidae
Product: transient receptor potential cation channel subfamily M member 1-like
Exons: 20
Coding region: 131-4114 (1327 amino acids)
Biological process (GO): protein tetramerization; calcium ion transport into cytosol
Cellular component (GO): membrane
Molecular function (GO): calcium channel activity
Source: RefSeq, a predicted model, not a curated record
AGGAUUAACCUAGAGGGCUGUCCAGUGAACUCUGUGAGCUCGGUUAAUGGCAAUAUUUGUGCUGUUGCAGCAGCUUUAACUGUGGAUAACAGUCUUUCGAAUUGGCGCUGAGGGACAAGACGACAUUGAAAUGGCCAUCCUCACUGCGUUACUGAAAGGCACAAAUGCAUCAGCUCCAGAUCAGCUGAGCCUGGCUCUGGCUUGGAAUAGAGUGGACAUAGCACGCAAUCAAAUCUUUGUGUACGGACACAACCUACCACCUGCGAGUGCCAUUGCAAGCACCAUCUCCACCAGCACAGCACCAACCCAAGACAAGCAGAAACAAAAAAAAGGCAAAGCCAGAGGAAAAAAGGGCAAAGGAGGCAAAGCCAAAGCAGAACAACCAGAGGAAACCGACCCCAGGAAGUUAGAACUGCUCAACUGGGUAAACUCCCUUGAGCAGGCCAUGAUUGAUGCUUUGGUUCUAGACAGAGUGGACUUUGUCAAACUCCUCAUUGAAAACGGUGUAAACAUUCACCAUUUUCUAACCAUCCCAAGAUUAGAGGAGUUAUACAACACUAAACUUGGACCUGCCAACACUCUACAUAUUGUAGUCAGAGAUGUUAAAAAGGGGAACCUCCCACCAGAUUACCAAAUUACAUUGAUUGACAUUGGACUUGUGGUGGAGUACCUGAUGGGCGGGGCCUAUCGCUGUAACUACACAAGGAAAAACUUCCGAACUCUUUACAACAAUCUCUAUGGCCUAAAGAGACCAAAAGCCCUGAAGCUUCUUGGAAUGGAGGACGAUGAACCCAGAUCAAAAGGUAAGAAGAAGCAAAAGAAGAAGAAAGAAGAGGAGGAGGAAAUUGAUGUGGACGAUCCCGAGGUCAGCCGCUUCAUGUACCCGUUUCAUGAGCUGAUGAUGUGGGCAGUGCUGAUGAAGAGGCAGAAGAUGGCUCUGUUCCUGUGGCAGAGGGGCGAGGAGGGCAUGGCUAAAGCUCUGGUGGCCUGUAAGCUCUAUAAAGCCAUGGCUCACGAGUCUUCUCAGAGUGAAAUGGUGGAUGACAUCUCCCAGGACCUCGAUAACAACUCCAAGGAGUUUGGAACCUUGGCUUAUGAGUUGCUGGAUCAGUCUUACAAACAUGAUGAGCAGCUGGCCAUGACGCUGUUGACAUACGAGUUAAAGAACUGGAGUAACUCCACCUGUCUGAAGCUGGCAGUGGCCGCAAAGCACAGAGACUUUAUCGCUCACACCUGCAGUCAAAUGCUCCUCACUGACAUGUGGAUGGGCAGCCUGAGAAUGGGCAAAAACCCUGGACUUAAGGUGAUUCUAAGUCUCAUUUUCCCACCCCUUAUCCUGCUGUUGGACUUCCGUCUUGGUGAUGACAUGUCUCAUCAAGCCUCGGUAGAUAAUGAAGACAGGAAGGCCAAGGAUGAUGAUAACAAGUCCAGCAGGGAUGCCAAUGCAGAUGCAGCUUCUAAGAAAGGAGAUGAAGAGGAGGGUAAUAAGAAAAUGAGGCGGAUUCCUAUUGGCAAGAAAAUCUUUGAGUUCUAUAAUGCCCCUUUCACCAAGUUUUGGUUCAAUACUAUUUCCUACCUUGGCUAUCUCAUGCUUUAUAAUUAUAUAGUCUUGGUAAAGAUGGAGCGCUGGCCCUCAGUACAAGAGUGGAUCGUCAUUUCAUACAUAAUCACUUUGGGCCUUGAGAAAGUCAGACAGAUCCUGAUGUCAGAGCCAGGCAAGCUCAAACAAAAGAUAAAUGUGUGGUUAGAAGAGUAUUGGAACAUCACAGACAUGGUGGCCAUCUUCACCUUCCUGAUCGGGCUACUUUUUAGGCUGCAGAGUGAACCGUACAUGGGCUACGGCCGUGUGAUCUACUGUGUGGACAUCAUCUUCUGGUAUAUCCGGGUGCUGGAUAUAUUCGGGGUCAACAAGUACCUUGGACCCUAUGUCAUGAUGAUAGGAAAAAUGAUGAUUGACAUGCUGUACUUCGUGGUGAUCAUGUUGGUGGUGCUGAUGAGUUUUGGUGUGGCACGACAGGCCAUCCUCCACCCGGACGAGGAGCCAACGUGGCGCUUGGCCCGUAAUAUCUUCUACAUGCCCUAUUGGAUGAUCUACGGAGAGGUGUUUGCAGACUCGAUAGACCUUUACGCAAUGGAAAUAAACCCCCCCUGUGGAGACAAUUUAUAUGAUGAAGAUGGGAAAAAACUUCCGCCCUGCAUUCCUGGAGCCUGGCUCACCCCCGCCAUCAUGGCCUGCUAUUUGUUAGUAGCCAACAUCCUUCUCGUCAACUUACUCAUUGCUGUCUUCAACAACACCUUCUUUGAGGUUAAGUCCAUCUCCAACCAGGUGUGGAAGUUCCAGAGAUAUCAACUGAUCAUGACCUUCCAUGACAGGCCUGUACUGCCUCCACCUAUGAUUAUCUUCAGCCACCUUUACAUCCUGUUCCGCAGACUUUGUUGCCGCUGUAGCAAGAAAAAGGAGGGAGAAUUGGAUGAGAAGGAUAAAGGAUUAAAGCUCAUUCUGACCCCGGAGGAGCUGAAAAUGCUGUAUGAGUUUGAGGAACAAUGUGUGGAGGAAUAUUUCAGGGAGAAAGAAGAUGAGGAACAGUCCUCAAAUGAUGAGCGUAUAAAGAUUACAAAUGAAAGGGUUGAGAACAUGUCCAUGCGUCUUGAGGAGGUGAAUGAGAGGGAGAACACAAUGAAGGCCUCCCUUCAGACAGUGGAUCUUCGUUUGUCCCAGCUGGAAGAUAUCCACAGCCGAAUGGUGAAUGCCCUAGAGAGAUUAGUAGGAAUCGAUCACUCUGAACUAACCCGGACCCGUUCAACAACCUCCUCUAUUUGUGACCCGUCCUCCCUCCAGCGUCACAGUAGCAUCAACAGUGCUGAUGGAUACAGCCUUUACCGCUACUACCUCGGUGUUGAUGACCGUCCACCUGAGGAAAAAGAGGGGGAUCAGACUAAAACAAUAAGCACUACACACCUCAACACAAAAGAAUAUGGGCAGAACCUGGAGGUAGAUGUUUCAGGGAUAAAAAGAUAUUUCGGCUCAAAUGUGGACAUCCGGAUUUUCCCCUGUGAGAAGGAAGUCGAGAAUGUCAAUCGCGUUGAAGGGACUCAGCCAGAAUCACCAAAAUAUCCAGUUCCUGACAUUCAGAAUUCUUUAGAUUGUGCCACACCAAAAGAGGCUUUGAUGAUGGAGAGAGCUAAACUUGAGGCAACUAUCUCCUACCCUCUUGAAAAGGUGAAAGCAUUCAGAUACUAUCCAGAAGGAAUACAGGGCACAUCGCCAUCCAUUGUACAAAGAUGUAGGAGCACAACCUUGAUUGAUCAAACAAGUGGAAGGGAAGAGACUCAAUCGGGGGGAGGCAUGGAUGGGUCUUCAGAUAUGAGACGUUGGAGUGCUGGCUAUGAGUAUAAGGUAAAUACCAGUCUUUUUGAUCAGACACCAAAGGUAUCGAUGGUUAGACCCUUGGUAGAACAAAUUGAAAAAUUUGGCAACAUUUUACAGGUAAGGCAGCAUUCUGAUGAGAUUUGGCUGCAGAGGCCGAGAGUUUGUUCUACAUACAGUAAGGAAGAGAAGGGCACGGAAGAUGGGGAGAAGACAGUGGACAUUUCAGAUGCACUGAUGAGUAACGAAAGUACUCAGUUGAGAACAGAAGAUGGGAUAACAAAGGAUGGAGAGCAACACUUAGAAGGGACAACUGGCAAAGAGGGACAGCAAGAUGUAGAUCGAGUAAAACAGGAAGAAAUGAGCGAGACAGUUCAGGAAGGGGACAAAUGUCUGAAUAUUGUGCAAGGGGGGACUAAGGAACCAGAAGUUGAUCCUGAAGGAGGUCUCAGAAAUGAAAAAAGUCAGGAGAAGAAGACUGAAAAGUAUACGAUGACCAUGGAUGCAGGUGCCAGCGGUUCUGAAUUCCAAGCUGACAGUAGCCACCUGCUUCAGCCUGAAGAUACAGUUUUCCUCCCUGGAAGAUCCAAGAGUUGGUCUACAAAACCUUGCAAGUCCUUAGGAAACAGCAUGAAAAGGACCUAUGGAUCCAGCAGUGAGAGAGACCUUGCUGGAGCAUUUAGAGUCUCUGUUGACUCUACUGAUAAAGGAAAGACAACAGAGAACACAUUUUCAAAUAAGCUGUAGAGGACAAAGGGGAAGUCCUAGAGGGAGUCCAGUAGAGAGCAACAGUGACCCGCCCACUUUUUCAGCCAUCUUGGUUCCAAAAGUAAUUUUUCCCAUUAAUUUCUUCCAAAGGGAUUUCAUAAAAUCAUUCAGAAAAGUUUUAAGCCAUUAACCAAACUAACCAGAUCCCAGUUGAAUCACAUUGCAAACUCUAAUUUGAAGCAACAACUUCAAAAAAACAACAGAAAAAGACCCAACUGAAUUAAAAAGAUGGGGGGAAAAUUUUUUUAAAGUUGUUGAUUUUAAAGAGUCCAUAUUACACUCACUUACAGGUUCAUAAUUUUAUUUUUGGGUCUACUAGAAUAGGCUUACAUGCUUUAAUGUUCAAAAAACAUAUAAUUUUUCUCAUACUAUACAUUGCUGCAGCACCUCUUUUCACCCUCUGUCUGAAAUGCUCUGUUGUAGCUCCUGUCUCUUUAAAGCCCCCCUUUCCAAAAAGCCCAGUCUGCUCUGAUUGGUCAGCUGGCCCAGUCUGUUGUGAUUGGUCAACUGCUUUAAGCAUGCGACGGAAAUAUAAUGCUCCUUACCAUAACCAAGUUUCAGCUCCCGAGGCUUCCUGAGCUGCACAUUCCUGAGGCGGUCAUUAUGCACGGAAGUAAUGGCUGGACUGCAAACCAGGCAUUUCAGGCAGUUCAGGAGCAAUGUUUUCUGUGGGAGAGAGUAACUCCCUUUGGCUUGGACUUUGUGCUUUGUAACUUUGCAGACCUUUUACAUGCACAAACAGCUACACACUAAAAAUAUUCAGAUAUUUGCAAAUUGACAGUAUUUUGAGAAUGUUGGGAGAUCAACCCUGUUAGGGCAUUUGCAGUGCAUCAUGGAAGUAGGUGGUUGAUGCAAAGCCCUUUUGCUGCAGUUUGUUUGCUGUGAUUCUCUGAUUGGUGUAUGGUUUCUCUUCUGGGUCAUGGGUAGUGUAGUUCUUCUUCAGAUAUUUUGCUAUUAAAGAUACAUUUUUAUUUAUUUAUAUGUAAUACCAAGCAUGGCUAAUGGCUUCCAAAGAAGUGUGUACAAUCGAUUAACAACAUUGGAGUUUAUGGUAGGUUGGUCUUUAAAGGUUUUUAAGUUAUAAUUAAAAAUCAGUUUCCUUAUAGAAAAAAUAAAUGGUAUUUUUACUUCCGUAACCAGACUGUUGUGCUCUUUAGGACAACUGUUACUAAACAUGCUUAAGUUAGGGUACAUUUUGUCAGUGCAUCUGUAACUCUUGUAAAUGCAAUACUUAUGUGAUAUGUGUGCUUGCACUAAAUAUAUUUCCAAAUGUACUUAAGGUACAAAAUAUUACGUAACAGUAUCUAACUUCUCUCACUGCACUGCUAACAUUUGCACUCAUGCCAUUUAUGUGUCAUGGUUAUGGUUUUUCGAAUGGGCAAAAUAACAGUAUAUAAGCUGAAAAAGAGAAUAAGUAAGGCUAAGGAAACUGAAGAAAUCUAAAGACAAACGGCAUCUAACUCAAUGCAAAAAGGCUGAAUCUAGCAGGUAGUCUUGCUAAAGAUUAGCAAUAUUUAGCAAUGAGCUACGUUUUCUGGUUCUGUCUAUUGUAAGAUUACACAACAGCGCCAUCUGUUGAUCUGAAUGAUGAAUUACCAAACAGAAACCAAGGCAAGAGACUGAACCAAUGAAAAAAAACAAGACAGGAAUUGUUGUACACAGUCUUUACUUUGGUUAUAUCUGUAGUAUAACAUUUUACAAUAAAACCACAUUUCAAAUUCUUGUUCACAUUUUCUUUAUGGUUUUAAUACAAGCUUUAAAUGAGUGUAUAGUGACCUUUUUUUAAAUAGCAGGUUGCAUUAUAUAUAGAGUACAGUAACACGGUUAUUCCUUAAAAGUUAGGUCAUACAAUCACAAAUAUGAUACAAUACAUGCAUAUCAAUGGUCCCAUCUGAAUAUCAGUGGUCAUGCUACAUUUAGCCACUAAAUUCUUUCAGAGUAUUGUGGCAGUUUCUGUAUUUAAACAGUCCAACUUAGAUAAAUGGAUAUGGAUAAAAGGCAUUAAGGUCCCCAAUGUCAGCACAAGUUGUUAGAAAAGGCAAUCCCAAAAGGGGACAUUUUAUUGCUGAUGUCUACAUCUACUUCCUCUUCUGAAGCAACCAUUAGUGCAGUUUAAAUGGGAGACCAAAAUGUCUCACAUUUGAAAACAAAAGUGCAGAUAUAACCAGUGUCAACACCAAUAGCAUUCAACCUGUGUCCUUUGACAAAUACACCUAUACAACAAACAACUAUACAAACAGAAUAAUAAUAAUAAUAAAUAUGCCACUUUUUGGCAACUGCACGUUUCUUUUAAGAGCCUAAGGUGUAACAAGUUAUGUAAACAGUAAAGAAAGGCUGUACAUGUGCAUACAACUUUAUGCACUGGCUAUUUUCAAUUAAACAAUGAGAAAGAGCUCAAAGAGAGAGAAAUAUCAAAUUGGAAUAGAAAAAUCGCUCCAUUUAAUAAAGACUUCUUAAUACAAUUCAUUAACGGCUGAUAAGCAUGCAUUAGUGGCCUAUUUAUUCAAAUAACAGAUUAUAAUGAAUAAUUCACACAUGACCUUAAUGGUUCUAGUAUCUACACUUGCUUGUCUGUGGCUAAGUAGCCUGUUUUUAUCAAAUGAAUACAUUGAUUCAAAUUGAUGCUAAUUAAGUAGCUGAUGAUAUAAACUUCAUCACGAAAUGUCUCUAAAAAUGUCACAGGGCUUAAGCGAUUACAGAUAUUCACAUACUUUUGACUGCGAUUUUGCCAGGUAAGUCGUGUUCCCUAUGACACCUGACCUCAAGAUGUUCCUCUAUCCAUCUUGAAGCUGUCAGUUUCCAUCUUUGUAACCUUCCAGUGGAUGGACAGAUGUCUAUCUGUGCUAUACAUGGACUUGUGCCUGUAAGGAGAGCUCAUUGAAAACACAUGUAUGCUUUUAAUCCAUGGGAGUACCAAAAGCCACAUUAUAUGGAUUUUCAUAAAUUAAUUUUUCAAAACCAGUGCAAGAAAACAGUGUGUGUGCAGUAUAAAAGACACUUGGCAACAUAUUAUAACAAAACAAACUCUAUAAUAAUACGGACAAACUGCUGACUAAUUCAGAAAUACAAAAUGCUCACUCUCACUAAUUUAAAAACGCUUAAUGCAUAUCUAUGCCAUCAUCAGCAAAUGUUUUAAGACAGCAUGUGCAUUAUUUGUGUACAAUAUUGAACAUAAACACAUAAUUCGUCCAACGCUGAAAAUUCUGUUAUCAUUUACUUA